Molecule: messenger RNA, 4254 nt
Organism: Dentiscutata erythropus
Lineage: Eukaryota; Fungi; Glomeromycota; Glomeromycetes; Diversisporales; Gigasporaceae
Source: the annotation of a GenBank genome assembly
AUGAGAUUAUCAUUAAGCCACCGGGUUUAUAAUUUUCUUUGGAUUUAUUUUAUUUUAGGAAUAAGUGUGGUUGCUGAAUAUCGUUCUUAUAAUGGUGUCGGUAACAAUGUUGCAAACUCUUUAGCUGGAUCCUCUGGAACGCCAUACUUUAUUAAUGAACCAAUUACUCAACGAUUCGAUAAUUCUACCAUUGGAAGCAUGCUACAAUGUCCUGGAAAUUAUAUUAAUAUAUCAGCUAUAAAUUGCACAAACCCAUUGCAAAUUGGCCAAUUCCCUCUUCCAAGAUGCAUUAGUAACUUAGCUAACAGUCUUCACAAAUCAUAUGUUGAUUACAAUAAUAUAUCAUAUAUUGAUUCUUUGAAAUCGAAAAGAAAGUCGUCACACUUGAUGACUUUCUGGAUUGAUUUUUUAGCAUUUGAUAUUGUCAAAAGCAUUGAAACUGGUGAAAAUUAUAAUAAUGGUAUUCUAAUUCCUAAUGAUGAUAAACUUUAUCUCUCAUAUGGUGUUGAGAACGCUACUUCGCCCCCAACGCCAGCAUUACAAUUUAAUCGAACGUAUUCCGUGAGCCGCGGAACGGUAAAUGAAGCAACAUCCUUUCUUGAUGGCUCUAGUAUAUAUGGUUUAAAUGAGACAAAUUUGAACUUAACAUUAAGAGACCAUGUAGAUCUAUGUAAAAUGCGUAUGAAUUAUACGGUAGAUACUGCAGAUGGCAAAUUUGGAUAUCUUCCACGAGGAGAAAAUGGUCAAUAUUUAAUUGGACAUUUACCUAAGCGUGGUGGUCACGUUUUUACGAAUGUGUUUCAUGUAAUUUUUAUUCGUGAACAUAACCGUAAAUGUGAUGAAUUACGCAAAUUAUACGGUAAUUCUUUAACCGACGAAGAAUAUUUUCAAGAAGCCAGGAAAUGGGUUAUAGCACUUUUGCAAGUGGUACAAUAUAGAGAAUAUCUGCCAAUUAUAAUGGGAACAACAUUACCAACAUAUACAGCAUAUAAUUCAACACUUACGCCUGGAUUAGAUUACUUUUUUGUAGCUUCUACUUUUAGAUAUGGACAUUCUGAAGCUAGUGAUAGCUAUCAGAUCGUGAAUCAAAAUGGUGAACCUGAGUCUACCCUGAUGCUAAGAGAUUUACAGUUGCCUGACCUCAUAGAAAUUUAUGGUGUGCCGACGGCUGUUCUAUCUCUGUCAUUACAAAGACAAGAAGAGUUGGAUAUUUUAUAUUCGGAUUUUAUGCGAGCACAAAUUGUCGAGGGAAAUUUUACUGAUAUUGCAAGUAUCGACCAUCUCCGUUCACGUGACCAUGGCAUGCCAAUGUAUAACGAUGUUAGGACGGCAUUAGGUUUAACGAGAGCGAAUACUUGGUCUGACAUUACAAAGGAUGUUUUUGUCCAAAAACGCCUGCAAUCUUUAUACACAAGCAUUGAUCUAGUGGAAGCAUAUGUUGGAGGUCUUGCAGAAGAUCAUCUUCAAGGAUCAAAUUUUGGGCAACUAUUUCAAACAAGCAUGAUACAACAGUGGUCUUUGAUACGUGAUUCGGAUCGAUUCUGGUAUGAAUCUCCAGAUGCCGGUUUUACUAGUGCUGAAAUUGAUAUCCUUCACAAUACCACUCUCAGCGAUAUCGUUCUCCGAAAUACACCAGUUGGUACUUCCCUUCCUCAAAACCUUUGGUUUGUUCAACCAAGACCUGAUUUAAAUAUCAAUAAUAUUACUGGUGAUCAAAAUGAUAGUUAUCCUCCUCUGAAUGUGUUAACAUUAUCUAACGUGUAUAAAAUUCAAUGGAAGAUGAUUAGUGAAGACAUUUACUUAAAAAUGACAAUGUUAAGUGAUACUGCUUGGUUCGGAUUCGGCUUUAACUCGUUAGAUGGUGGAAUGAUUGGUACCGAUUUUUUAAUUGUUAGCACCAUUAACUCCUCCAAUGUAAGUGCUGGUAAUUAUCAUUCUGAUGGAUAUCGUCCUCCGAUAAAAGAUGAUUAUCAAUUUGUGGAAGUGAUCAGUUGCAACGUUUCGAAAGAACUUACCCAAGUUGAAAUUAAAAGACCAUUAAAUGCCCCUGGCAAAUUGCCAAUAUCAAAUAAGAUGACAAACGUGAUUUAUGCUUGGAAUCCGUCUUCAAAUUAUCUAAGUUAUCAUGGCGGAAACAGAAAUAAAGCUUUAGUUAAUUUCUUUAGCGGUGGGGCUGCCAGUUCAUCUGGUAUUGGGGAUAGCAUGUUUUUGACAAGGUUGGCCCACGGUAUUUCAAUGGCUUUAACUUGGAGCGUUUUAUUUCCAGCCAGCAUCUUUAUUGUUAGAUAUAUGAAACAUAAUGAUAAUCAUAUGAAACAGCAUCGAAAUAUUCAGAUUUUUGGUAGUGUUAGCGUUUUCACUUUUGGUUCUGCAGCUAUGGCAAUUUCACAAGAUCAACAGCGAACCUUGCAUGGAGUUCUUGGAAUUACAUUAUAUACCGGUGUUUUUUUGCAAAUCACUUUUGGUGCACUCACCAUUUGGGGGCUUGCCUCUGUGGAAUCAGCAAAUCAUGGCAUAUUUUCAUAUAUAAAAACUUUUCAUCUCAUCGUAGGAACAGGAUUAAUGAUACUUGCUGCAGUUAAUAUUUAUCUUGGAAUUGGGCAGCUUAACGUGAGCCCGAUAUUCACCUACAUUUAUUUUACAUGGCUAGGUAUAUUGGUUCUAUUAUAUAUUUGUACCGAAUGUUGGUACAAAUAUAAUAGUAACAAUAAACUUUUUAAGAUUAUAAAUGAUCCCGAAGUAAACAAUAAACGUGGAAGACUUCGUAAUGAAAUUCCAAAUGAGGUUUAUGAAAAUCUUCCAACAUUCACAUGGAAAAUGAUCAACGAGAGAAUAAUUGGUGGCGCUUUACUUGUUGUCGCAGAAAAUCUCGUAUUUGAUAUCCGCAAAUGGAUAUACACGCAUCCCGGUGGUGUCAAAAUAUUACAACGAGUUAUUGGAACUGAUAUAUCUGGUGUUUUUUUCAACGAUAAAAAUCUGGAAAUUAAAACCGACGAAUUUAAGAAUAAGGAUUCAGUUCAUACGGUUGAUCUUUAUGAAGAGGGUGAAGAUCAAAAUAAAAAAGUGUCAAGACGAAAAUCUUCAAUAAAACGGAGACAUACAAUAGCUGAUACAAUGGAUCGUAUAAAUGUUACCCUAGUAAAGGAUUUACGGAUUGUUAUGCAUAGUCAUUCCAAGUUUGCAACCGCAAAAUUAGCUUCAAUGGUUAUAGGGAAAUUAGAAAAAACCGAAUUUAAUGAGUUUAAAAAGGACUCUACUAGUGAGAACAUUAUCUCUUCAUCCGCAAUGUUACCUAGAGAAACAGAAAGCUUCAAAAGAUAUGUAUUGGUCAAUAAAGAUAAUGUCACUGGAAUUUACGCGGAAAGACCUGUCAAAAAAUUCAUCUUUCAGGUCAUUGAUCCUAAUGACAGUGUACCAAAAAUCACGCCUGGAGAUUACAUAGAAAUAAUGUGUCAUAUAGAAGGCCAAGUUGUUAUACGAUGUUAUAAUUUAUUCAAAUUAAAAUCCCCAAAGUGUUUCUCCAUUAUAGUAAAGAUCUAUAAGGAUGGUCUUAUGUCCACGUAUUUGGAUAAAUUAUUAGAUGGAUUUGAAAUAAAAGUACGUGGUCCUUUUGGAAUUGAUAGACGGGUGGAUGAGCUUAUUCCUCGACCACUACCAAAUUCCAAUCCAUUACUAAAUCCCGAUUCUGUUGAUGGUUGCUGGGAUACGCUAUUUAUGCUCUGCGGCGGAAGUGGACUUUCACCAAUGUUACAAUUAAUUGAUUAUCAUUUUGAACAUGAAGACAGAGAUUUUAAAUUAUAUUUACUUUUUGCAAAUGAAAAACUACAUGACAUAAUUCUUAAAAGAUAUUUAGACAAAUUGGAAAUUGCUAGUAAUGGAAAACUGAAAGUAACACAUAUUUUAAAAUCUCCACCAAAAAAAUGGGAUGGAUUAAUUGAUCAUGUAGAUGAGGAUAUUAUUUUUGAUUGGAUCUCUAAAAAUUAUACACCAAAACCACCAAACCCACCAAAACCCAGUGAAAAUAUAUAUUUCGAUAUCAAUUAUCAAAAUUUUACUACUGAAAGUCCAAGAGAGUCCAUUGAAGUUGAAAGAUCAAGUCAAGCUGAUAACAGGACUGAAUACAUGAGUGCUCUUGCUAGAGAUAAGUCGGGUUUUAAAUUUGUAUCAUGUGGACCCUUGGCAAUGCUUAAUGUUGUUAAUGAAAUCCUAGAGAAUAUGAAAUUUCCAGAAGAAAAAUUCAUCAUCAUUCGAUAA